GACUGCGACGAUUUUGACUAAAGACGGUUCAUUCGCCAUCGGGCUGUUGUACAACUCGGCUCGAGCUGUCGUUCGCAUAAAUCACUCUCCGUAUUUCGUAGCCGUCAGACACUCUACCUAUCAUCAGGGCAGACAAGCUAGGUUAACUGCGUAAACGUUCCAUUCACCAUUAAAGCAAUUCAAUUCGGACGUCGUAGUCGUCGUGUUCUCAAUAAGUGCGUCGGGGGUCAGUCAGGGUUGUAGCGCAAUUGAAGCGUAAAGUAGUUCAAGUGCUCGAACAGAAGCAUGUCGGACAGCAAAUUUGUCAGUUUGGACGAUACUUUGCAGAGGCACAUCCCACCGGAAGAGCUGCGCGAAGUGAAGAGGAUCCUGUACGGGCGAGAGGAUGAUCACCCACUCACAUUUUCCGAGGAGGCCACAUCGCUGGCUAAGGAAGUUGGCGUAGAACUGAAGGGCUACGUGUUCACCGCCCGCAAGGAAGAUCUCCGCCGUCCACGAAUCGUCCGUGUGGGUCUUAUUCAGAACUCGGUCGACAUUCCAACAACCGCUCCAAUCCACGUACAGCGUGAUGCGCUGCAUGAAAAGGUUUCCAACAUCUUGAGGGUGGCGUCCGCUGCCGGGGUCAAUGUAAUUUGCUUCCAGGAAGCUUGGACGAUGCCAUUUGCAUUCUGCACUCGAGAGAAGUUCCCUUGGUGCGAGUUUGCUGAGGAUGCUGAGAGUGGUCCCACCACCAAGCUGAUGAAAGAACUUGCCAAGCAGUACAAUAUGGUGAUCAUUUCGCCUAUCCUGGAGCGGGAUCCCAAUCACAACGAUACCCUGUGGAACACAGCCGUGGUGAUUUCCAACAAUGGUAACUACAUGGGAAAGCACCGCAAGAAUCACAUUCCUCGGGUGGGUGAUUUCAAUGAGUCGACCUACUACUAUGAAAGCGAUACCGGACAUCCGGUGUUCGAGACCCAGUUCGGGCGUAUCGCCAUCAACAUCUGCUACGGACGGCAUCACCCGCAGAACUGGAUGAUGUUCGGUCUGAAUGGGGCAGAAAUUGUGUUCAACCCUUCGGCAACGAUUGGAGCCCUAAGCGAACCGCUUUGGAGUAUCGAAGCCCGCAAUGCAGCCAUCGCCAACAGCUACUUCACGGUGGCCAUCAACCGGGUGGGAACCGAAGUGUUCCCGAAUGAGUUCACCUCCGCCAAUGGACAGCCAGCUCACAAGGACUUUGGACCCUUCUACGGAUCGUCUUACGUGGCCGCUCCGGAUGGUUCGCGAACUCCGUCCCUGUCCCGCGAUAAGGAUGGUCUGCUGGUGGCCGAAAUGGACCUGAACCUCUGCCGGCAAGUGAAGGACUUCUGGGGCUUCCCGAUGACUCAAAGGCUACCACUGUAUGCGGAAAGUCUGGCCAAGGUCGUCCGGUCGGAUUACAAGCCACAGCUUGUUAGGGAAAAUUAAAACAGUGUAUUUUUUUGUAUUUCAAAGAAUGUUUAUUUCAAUGAACUGGUUUUAAUGUAUAAUAAUGUUUAGCUUUUUUAUUUCAUCUCCGUUGGUGUAAAUUUUACAGUUUGUAUUUCGCCUGCUUCUUGUGGUUGGUAUUAGUCGAAAAAUGUGGGUCAAUUUUGCCACGUCAAUGAAUCACGUCUCGUUUCUCGCUCUAUUUACGGGGUUCUCUAAAACUAAUCAACAAACAACAUCUUUUUUGUCAUUUUCGCUUUGUUUUUUAAAGUUUAGCUUUGUCACAGCGGUUAAUAAAUUGUAAACGUAUGGGUUGAUUUCUCUAAAUCGUGGCAAUCGUUUGGUUGGUUUUGUUUCAUGGCUUCAGGUUUCUCAUUUUGGAGUGUUAAUGCUACAAACAGCAUAAGAAAAGCGAAUACACUGAAUAGAAAAAGAUUAGAUAUUUUUGUUCCAUUCAGAAAACGAAGAAUACAUCGAUAGGAGCUGAUGAAGCUGAUCCAGUUUUACCCCACGCAUCGUGGAAUCUAAAUGUGAGAACAGACAAACAUAC
Aedes aegypti (yellow fever mosquito) is the source of this 1996-nucleotide messenger RNA. Its product is annotated as beta-ureidopropionase. Lineage: Eukaryota; Metazoa; Arthropoda; Insecta; Diptera; Culicidae. Bases 286 to 1446 code for a protein of 386 amino acids. The transcript is spliced from 4 exons. The record is from RefSeq and is a predicted model, not a curated record. Gene Ontology annotation, molecular function: beta-ureidopropionase activity.